UAUCUCAGUCAGUGAUGGGAUUCAACAUCGAGUCAAGUCCUUGGAAAACCUUCAGUCUAAACCAAGAAAACCAGUCCUUCGGCUACAAAGUGAUACAGAAAGAUGAAUCAAGUUUGAUUGUGAGUGAUCCCUUACUACAACAUCAGAAUAAAAGAGGUCAAGUUUAUAGCUGUGGGAUAAACUCAGACUGCUCACCAUUACAGAUUAAUGAGCCUCCUGAGGCUGUUAACAUGUCCCUUGGUCUUUCAAUGACUAAAGAUCCACGGUCUUCAAAGAUAAUGGUCUGUGGUCCAACCAUCCCCAAAGACUGCAAAUCAACCACCACCUACAACGGCAUGUGUUUUAUGAUAGAAGGUAGAAAUGUUGAUACUGUACCGAGGGAAUUGAGAGAUUGCCCGCCUCCCGCACAAACAGAUAUUGCUUUUCUGUUGGACGGCUCUGGGAGUGUAAAUGACUAUGACUUUAAUAAAAUGAAGCACUUUGUUACAACACUGAUCCAAGGGUUAAUUAGCCGGGAUAUUCGGUUUGCUGUUGCACAGUAUUCUGGUUACUGUACAAUCCAUGUAGACUUCACUUCCCAUUUAAACACCUAUGAAAUAAUGAGUAUUCAACAGUUAAGAGGAGGUACCUACACUGGAAGAGCGAUCAACAAGCUUGUGAAUGAACUGUUUGCCAAAACAGCCAGACCAAACGCUAACCGAGUUUUGAUUGUUAUAACUGAUGGUGAAUCUAGUCGUCGUGAUGAUAAUCUGUCGGAUGCUGCUGAAAAUGCAAAACAGAAUAACAUCAUUCGUUAUGCUAUAGGGGUGGGUGGGGCCUUUAAUAAACAAUCUGCAGAGAAUGAGCUGAACAUCAUUGCGUCUGAUCCAGACAGUGACUAUAAAUUUAAAGUGGAUAACUUUGAUGUGCUGGAUAAAAUCCGUAAAACCCUGGAGACGAAUAUAAUUGCAAUUGAAGGUACCCAGACUUCAGGAGAUUCCACCAGAAUGGAGUUUGCGCAGGAUGGGUUCAGUGCAGCGUUUAUUCCAAAUGGAAAUGUAAUAUUAAGUGCAGUUGGGGCUUUCCAGUGGAAAGGAGGAUUCCAGGAGUAUUCAGCUCGAGGGGCUUAUGAAUUUCAGAAGGGCAAUGAACAUGACAGUUAUGUAGGUUAUUCCAUGACAGUAGCAACAACAUGGAGCUUCACAUAUGUUGUUCUGGGAGCUCCGAGGCAUGAGCAUAAGGGAGCAGUGUUCAUUUCAUCAGUGCAGACAAAGACAGUAAAUCAGCUGAAUUCAUCUGAGCCUCAGAUUGGAGCCUAUUUCGGAGCUGAAGUGUGUGCGGUGGACCUGAACUCUGACUCCUACGCUGACCUUCUGCUGGUUUCUGCUCCACUGCACACACAGGACGGUCAGGAAGGAAAAGUCUUUGUAUUCUCCAUGUCAGACAGGCCAGAAUUUAAAAAAAUUACCCUGAAUGGAAUGGCAGGACAGAAGGGCAGGUUUGGCUCCUCAGUGGCCAGUCCAGCAGAUCUAAAUGGGGAUAAGAUUCGAGAUGUAGUGGUAGGAGCUCCAUUGGAGGAUAAUGGACAGGGCAGCAUCUACAUCUUUAAUGGAAGAACAGAGGACAUCACACCUACCUACUCACAGAGAAUCAGUGGUUCCUCAGUACAGACGGGUCUGCGGUUCUUCGGCCUGUCUCUGAGUGAGUCUGCUCUGGACCACAGUGGAGACCGUUUGACGGACAUCGCUGUUGGAUCCAAAGGAAGAGUCAUUCUCCUCAGGUCCAGACCCAUUGUGUCCUUGGUGACCAAAGUAACCUAUAGUCCAUCAAAAAUCCCCACCAGACCCACUGACUGUGCAAAUCCUCUCAUAAACACUCUACGCUUGUGCUUCACUAUGAGCGGACUCAACACUCAGAUAAGAGACUUGGCUGCAAAUAUUAACUACACUUUAAAACUUGAUGCGAAGCGACAGAACUCUCGGGCGUACUUUUCACCUAAAAACCGCCUUCUAACUGCUAAGAUGACUGUUCACCUACAGGAGGUGUGCAACAACCACAAGUUCAAUAUAGAAGCCUGCGCAGAGGACGCUCUAAACCCGCUGUCCAACGAGUUAACAUUUACUUUUGAGGGCCUCCCUCUUAGAAGACAGGACAACUUAACGCCUGUACUUCACCCUGACAUAAGACACACCUCAGACCACAAACUGGAUUUUGAAAUAGACUGUGGACCCGACAACAUCUGCAUCGACAACCUCAAAGUGGAUUUCAACUUCUCUGGACACUCAGACAUAAAAGUUGGAAUAAUGCAGGAUAUGAAUGUGACAGUCUUUGUGGAGAACAGAGGAGAAAACUCCUACAACAGUCACGUCAAGCUCACGUACCCCUUUGGACUUUCCUUCAGGAGAGUCACCAGCAGACAGGGCAGAGUGGAGUGCGUAUCUGUGGACAGUGAUCAGAAAGGUACACUUGGGACGACCACCUGCUACAUCAGUAAACCCAUCCUCAGGGAGAAUUCUUUGGCUGUGUUUGAGAUCACAUACAGCAUAAACAAAGAAAGUAACUUUGACAGGAUGGUGAGUUUCACUGCGACUGCUGACAGUUCCAAUGAUAAACAUGCAGCUGACAGCAAACUGUCCAAAAAUGACACCAUUGGUGUGAAGUACGCCAUCUACGUCGCUCUAAUAAGGCACGAGAAUUCCAGCAUCCACAUUAACUUCACUGCAGGGAAGAACAACCUCGAGAAACCUGUCAAUCAAAUAUUCAAGGUGGAGAAUGACCUGAGGGAUGUAAACCUCACGAUUCUCAUCAGAGUACCAAUAAAACUCGGAGAGAAGGACAUCUGGGCCACUAAGAACUUUCAGAUUCCAGACUGUAGCAUAGACAGAGACGAGAAACCCACAAUCCCUGAUUUUGUGGAGGCACUAAAGAAACAUCAGUCGGUGAACUGCUCUGUGGCUGUGUGCAGACUGUUCAGGUGUAGUGCAAAUCUCAUGAAACGUGACCUGAAAUUCUACAAUAUCUCUGCUAAUGUCAGCUCUGGCUGGAUUGAACAGACUGGACUCCGAUCAGCAGUUUUUGAGCUGGUCAGUACAGCAACUCUGGAAUACGACAGAAAUAAAUACAUCUACUAUUCUUCAGACUCUUUGCACACGGCACCCGUUAGAGAGAUUAAUACCCAGGUGGAGGUGUAUGAGGAGAAGAACAUGCUUAAGGAGAUUAUUGGAGGAGUGAUAGGAGGGCUGCUGCUUUUGGCUCUCAUCACUGCUGGCCUCUACAAGGCCGGCUUCUUUAAGAGCCAGUAUAAGCAGAUGUUGGAGGACGCAGGAGCUGGGCCUGAGGGGGCCGGAGAGGGGGCGCAGGCGCCUGGAGGAGAAUAAACCCUGCGGAGUGACCGCUGUGAUUCUGAUACACAGUUACUCACCUAUAUUUGCCAGUUUAAAUCUAACUUUACUGUGUACCAUAAACUUCAUACUGAUCUUUAUUCCGUGUGUCUGUAAAUAUCCAGUCUUAAACUGGUUUUCUGUAGAAAAUAUGUUCAACCCCUUAAAAUCCCAGCAUUAUUUCAUACCAAGGGCUAUUAUUCAGUAACUACAUGGACUGCAAUGCAUUUAAGGGGUUAAUGUACACCAUUAAACGUUUGUGGAGGCCUAGUUUUCAAAAUGUUUGCAAUAAAUAACAGUAUUUUCUGGUUUUCAGUGUCUUAAAGGGCUCAUAUCUUACAUUUGUCUUGUUUUUUGAGGUCCACAGUCUUAGCUAAUUUUUUCAUGACCAUUUUCCAGCCUAAACAGGCUGUUUUUUGUUACGGUGCCUACUAAUAUAUGUAAAUGACCACUGUUCUGAUUAGCUACCUCAUUCAAAAAGCAGUCCAGACUGAAACAUUCCCUAUAACAGUGUGAAUGGGUGGAGUGAAACUGCUGUAAGCUGAAUAGGUGGAAUUAAUUUAACGUUGGUUUUUGGAACAUCACACAAACAAUUCAUUCAAAAUGCUUUUGCAGCUCAUGUUCCACAUCUGGACUGUAUGAAUGGUACAUUUUUGAAACUUUAACAAUGUUUACAUACAACAUCAAACUCUUCUGUUUAAAAAAGUGAGUACAUGUUGAUUUUCCAUGAUAUGGGCCCUUUAACAUUUUAAUGUAUUAAAAUCCAACCAGGUUUAUUUACAGAGAAACUGUAUUGUGAUUGUAAAUAUUAGUGACAGUGAUAGUUUAGGAAUAAUUUGAUGCCGUUGUUGUGAUGUCAGCACUCAUCUGUACUCAGACUUUCCAGGUGUUUAAACCACCUUUAGACCAAGAGUUUCAACACGUGCCUUUAAAUGUGAAGUACUGUAGAGUUUGAUGAGCAGAGUCUAUAUUAAGGCUACAGACUGUGGUGAUGUUUAGGGCUUUAACACCAACAUACUUCAAUUAUUAGUGCAACGUAUCUGAGCACUUUCUGAGAACAACAGCUGAUGUUGCACUACACCCUGCAAACCCCACAUUACUGUUAUUAAUUUUUCAAAUUCCAGUCAAAAUGGCUAUAAAGUACAAGUUAUUCAUUUUUCAGCAGUGAGUCACUCCUUCUCUUUAUUUCAGCUUCCUCUCUUUUCAGGAGACUCACUUUCAUUUCCUCAAAGAAUCUGCAGACACACCUCCAAAGUUCAGUCUUAGAAGCUGGUUGAUCAUUUUCUGAAGUAAUCAAACCCAUUCAGUGGUGUUGAGGUCUGGACUCUGGGGUGGUCAGUCCAUUGUUCAGCUUCUUUGUUUGAUGUGUCCGUCUCCUUUUCUCAGUGAGGUUCUUCUUGAUCAGCUACACAUCCUUUUAGACCCACAGCGCUGAGUCGUCUUCUCACAGUGGAAGGAUGGAGAGAAACACCUGUGGAUGUUUUCAGAUCUGAAGCAGCUUGAUUUUCUCCUCUCUCUCAGAGAUGAAAGCUUUAAGUGCUGUUUAUAUGAUGGAGGCAGUUUUGGGGUCUACCAGCUCUUCCAGGUGGUUGUUAGGAGCCACAUUCUGUAGCUUUCAAUCAGUUUUUGAACUCUCCUUUCUCAUGCAAGUUGAUUAUCUUGUAUCUAUUUUUUACAGUACAAAAACUGGUACUUAAUGGUCGUUUUGACUGGAAAUUCAAUAAGGGACUUUUGCACAGAACUGUAUGUUUUGAUUGCUUACAAAUUCUUAAGGUAGCUGUGGACAUGAGAUUGUGUGCAUCAUACAGGCCUGUUAAAUAUAGAAUAAAAUAGAAUAACUUUACUGUCAUUAUACAAAAUAUACAAUGAAACUAAGCGUGCUACUCCUAAAUAAAAAUAUGUAUUUGUUUUUGCUGUUUGUGAGAGACCAGUUAAUGUAUACGUUAAUAAAAACCUUCCUACAAGAGGAACCAUUAAA
Messenger RNA from Colossoma macropomum (tambaqui), 5337 nucleotides. Its product is annotated as integrin alpha-X-like. Gene Ontology annotation, molecular function: integrin binding. Gene Ontology annotation, biological process: cell-matrix adhesion; integrin-mediated signaling pathway; cell-cell adhesion. Gene Ontology annotation, cellular component: external side of plasma membrane; integrin complex. The record is from RefSeq and is a predicted model, not a curated record. Lineage: Eukaryota; Metazoa; Chordata; Actinopteri; Characiformes; Serrasalmidae.